AUGGGGAGUGGAGCCAGUGCUGAGGACAAAGAACUGGCCAAGAGGUCCAAGGAGCUAGAAAAGAAGCUGCAGGAGGACGCUGACAAGGAAGCCAAGACCGUCAAGCUGCUAUUGCUGGGUGCUGGGGAGUCAGGAAAGAGCACUAUCGUCAAACAGAUGAAGAUCAUUCAUCAAGAUGGCUAUUCGCCAGAAGAAUGCCUGGAGUACAAGGCCAUCAUCUAUGGCAAUGUGCUGCAGUCCAUCUUGGCUAUCAUUCGGGCCAUGUCCACACUGGGCAUUGACUAUGCUGAACCAAGCUGUGCGGAUGAUGGGCGACAGCUCAACAACCUGGCUGACUCCAUUGAGGAGGGCACCAUGCCUCCUGAGCUCGUGGAGGUCAUCAGGAAGUUGUGGAAGGAUGCUGGGGUGCAAGCCUGCUUCGACAGAGCUGCAGAGUACCAGCUCAAUGACUCGGCGUCUUACUACCUGAACCAAUUAGACCGGAUUACAGCCCCUGACUACCUCCCUAAUGAGCAAGAUGUGCUACGAUCCAGAGUCAAAACCACAGGCAUCAUUGAGACCAAGUUUUCCGUCAAAGACCUGAACUUCAGGAUGUUCGAUGUGGGAGGGCAGAGAUCAGAGAGAAAGAAGUGGAUCCACUGCUUUGAGGGAGUCACCUGCAUCAUUUUCUGUGCGGCCCUCAGUGCCUAUGAUAUGGUGCUGGUGGAAGAUGACGAAGUGAAUCGUAUGCAUGAGUCAUUGCACCUGUUCAACAGCAUAUGCAACCACAAGUUCUUUGCAGCUACUUCCAUCGUCCUCUUUCUUAACAAGAAGGACCUCUUUGAAGAAAAAAUCAAGAAAGUCCAUCUCAGCAUUUGUUUUCCAGAGUAUGAUGGGAACAACUCUUAUGAGGAUGCAGGGAAUUAUAUCAAGAGUCAGUUCCUUGACCUCAACAUGAGAAAAGAUGUCAAAGAAAUCUACAGCCACAUGACCUGUGCUACAGACACGCAGAAUGUCAAAUUUGUAUUUGACGCAGUUACAGAUAUUAUCAUCAAAGAAAACCUCAAGGACUGUGGACUCUUCUAAUCCUCAUCAUUCCUCAAGUUAGCAUUCUAUAA
Diceros bicornis minor is the source of this 1097-nucleotide messenger RNA. It is a transcript of the gene GNAT2, whose product is annotated as G protein subunit alpha transducin 2. The transcript has 8 exons. Gene Ontology annotation, biological process: detection of chemical stimulus involved in sensory perception of bitter taste; adenylate cyclase-modulating G protein-coupled receptor signaling pathway. Gene Ontology annotation, cellular component: photoreceptor outer segment; heterotrimeric G-protein complex; photoreceptor inner segment. NCBI's taxonomy places the organism in Eukaryota, Metazoa, Chordata, Mammalia, Perissodactyla, Rhinocerotidae. Gene Ontology annotation, molecular function: G-protein beta/gamma-subunit complex binding; GTP binding; G protein-coupled receptor binding. The record is from RefSeq and is a predicted model, not a curated record. The coding region runs from base 1 to 1065 and encodes 354 amino acids.